Messenger RNA from Trichomonas vaginalis G3, 2934 nucleotides. RefSeq names its product exportin 1/5 family. The transcript has a single exon. The coding region runs from base 1 to 2934 and encodes 977 amino acids. The record is from RefSeq and is a predicted model, not a curated record. Gene Ontology annotation, cellular component: nucleus; cytoplasm. Gene Ontology annotation, molecular function: nuclear export signal receptor activity. NCBI's taxonomy places the organism in Eukaryota, Parabasalia, Trichomonadida, Trichomonadidae. Gene Ontology annotation, biological process: ribosomal small subunit export from nucleus; ribosomal large subunit export from nucleus; protein export from nucleus.
AUGAGUGAGAAUUUAGAAUAUGUAGAAGAAAUGCUUGCUGUACCCGAAAGUGCUGAAUAUGAGCAAAUAAACCAAGCAAACCAAGUAAUAUCCGAAUGGUCAACAACUUGCAAUGUUAUUGUUGAUGGAGCUCUUAUUCUAUCGCGGAACACCAAUUUACUAGUCAGACAACGAGUUGCUUCUGCAAUGGUAAACCAAAUACAGUUCCAAUGGGGUUCUAUUCAGCCAGAUGUCAGAAAUGAUAUCAAAAAAACUUUAAUUGCUUCAGUACGCGCUUUACAAGAUAAUAAAUUAACAUUAAGGUCUCUUUGUAUAGUCAUUUCUAGAAUUGCUUGCUAUGAUUUGCCAACAGAAUGGGAUGAUUUCUUUGAAUUUUGUUUUAUUAAUGAGUCAAUGCCAGUUGAAAUUCAACAAGCAAAUAUGCUGAUUUUAGCCCGAUACUCGAAAGAAGUUAAUUGUACAAAAUUAAUUACACAAAAUCACAGAAUUCAAGUUCGUGAGCAAUUAAUACAAUUCGAACUACAAAUAGAAGAUUCUGUAAAGCUUGGAUUCCAAACUCCUGAAAUUGCUCCUUCAGCUCUUAAAUUAUUGCUUUCAUUACUAAGAUGGACACAAAAAUACGAGAUGAUCAACAAAGAACUAGUUCAUAAAUUAUUGUUUGACUUCUUACCCAAUGAAAUAAUUCAAAAAACUGCAAUUAAAUGUUUGAGAACCAUAUUUAUUGAACGAAAUGACACAUUUAACUACUAUAAUGAGCUUGCUCCUAUUGUUAUCAUAGCUCUAAAUACUCUGAAAGACCCUGUAAACCCUUCUCUCGCAAUAACUCAUUCGAAACUUGUCAAAAUCUUCUUAAUUGACUUCAUGGGACAAUUUUUACCGAUAAUACGAAUAUUUUCACUUACUUCGCCCGCUACUGUGAAAGAUGAGCAAAUUAUUAAAGAAUUUAACACGGCAAGGGACGAAGAAAUAUCAGUUAUAGCAGAUUAUGGCUUUAAGUUCGAAGAAUACGCUCAAAUGAUCGUUGAUUCUUUUAAUAUUAUUUUGUCAUUAGAUAUUGAAGAAGUAGAGGACAAUUUCUGGGAGUUAUGGCAUCAGAUCUUCCAAGAUAUCAAGCAAGAAUCGUACAGACACUCAAAAAUCAGUUACGAACCCGUAAUUUUGAUGCAAAUCAGCACUUUCUUUGAUCCAAUGAUGAAUGUGAUCAGAGAAAACAUUUAUAGACUCCUUCCAGCAGCUGCAGAUGAAGAUGUGAACUGUUCUGCCAAAGCCAAAGUUUGUUUUGCUGCAUUAGCCAGUUUGGACAACCAAAAGAUGAUGGAAUUCUUGAACAACCAGCCUCACGAUGUAUCUUUCUUCUUCGCUCUAUGUAGUUUCGAUUAUUUGUACGAUAGUUCUGAAUUAUUAGACGAUAUCGGAACGACAACUAUGAACUACCUUGAGGAAAUUAAUGAGGAUUCGGACCCUGAUAUUAUUUGCGCUCUUAUGGGUAUGUGCGCUAGACUUUCUUUGUAUUUAUCUUCAAAUAAUGAAAACUUUUCAAGGGUUAUCUCAUUUUUGAUCGGAUCACUUGACAGCCAGGAAUUAAAGGUAAGGAACAGUGCCGCUUCUGCCCUAAUCAGAGUCAUCCAGAACUCAUUAAAUUAUUUGACAGGAAAUACAACACAGUUAACUCAAAGUGUCAUAGAAGAAAGUGAAAAGCUAAUGAACAACUUGGACUCCACAUCGAUGAAAUAUGUUUUCGUCGCUUGUUCGAUGCUGAUUCGAACAGUAACUGACCAAAAAGAGGUCAACCAGAUCAUGGAUACCCUGUAUCAGCCAGUAAUUGAUGCCCUCGCAGUGUUCUUCGAUAGCCCAGAGAACAACAAACGAAAGGCAAUCGAUGCUUUGGAUAUAAUUUUGAAUUGCAUCAUCCAGAUUCCAGCAUACGGCCAACACUAUGCGGAAAUAUUCGUUCCAGCCCUCAUGCAACUUGCCGAAAACGUUUUCAAGGACGUCCAAUACUCCGAAAUCUGCGAUUACCUUUUGGCCGCACUUGCGAACAUCAUUGCUGUCUUGAAUUACGAAGAUGGAAUUGAGUACUUCAACCAGGUUUUGUCAAUGGUCAGCCAAUUUGGAGUUGCAGUUGGAGAUUCCGUUUUCAAGUUCAUUGCAGUGGUAAGGAACGAACAUGACCAGAUAGAAGAGAUGUGGCCUGACAUAUACAAGACAUUUGUCGAACCAGUUAUGGCAAAUGACCCUCCUCCAAUUGAAGCUCUCGCAAUUAUGAUGAAAAACUUCACUGUUUCAUCACUUGGAUUCGAUUUCGUUGUUGAUAUAAUGAAGAGAGGCAUCGAGGCAUACGAAGCAAAUACAAACGAUGCAGCAAUUGGCAUGUGGAACAGAAUUGCGUUUUAUGAGUACGAUUCGAACAUCAAAAAUGAUAUUAUUACAGCUAUAAGUGAUAUUAUAUUACCUACAGCGUUCCAAUCUGUAUUCGAUAUGACUCAUUCGGCUUCUCUUGACUCAAUUUGCCAAUUUAUUUCAGAUCAAGUCAGAUACCUCAAAGAUCUUUCAGCAACUCAGCAUGCCAAGGAAGUAUUGCUAGAUUUCUUCCCAACAAUCGUUCCGGAGCCAACAGAAAACUUGUAUUCUAAUUUCUUGAAUUUUAUCUUUGACAUGUCGACCCAACAGUUCAAGAUAUAUACGGCCAUUCAAUCUCUGAUAUCGUCAAUGAGAGUUGUGUCCCCUGUCGAUGCAGAUCAGUUCAAAAUUGUCAAAAGAAGUAAUUUCUUCUCAAUGUUGUUCCCAUUCAUGUUUGGAGCCUUGUUUGAACCAUUCGGAGAGGCUGAGCCACUUCAAAUUGGAGGUCCUGUCUUCCUUUCUGCUCCAUUUGAAUUUAUUACGAAUGAUGAUAAAAAACCAGCAAUAACAUCAAGUCAGGAUUCAACGAAUUAA